AUGGCCGCCAUGAACUACAAGUGCAUCUCUGAGCUUGAUCCGAAAUUGUCUAACCCUAUGUUGGUCGGCAUAAUAAUAGGAAAAACUGAUAUUAAGCACUCCCCCGCCAGAAAAGAUGCUAGAGUGGACAGACUCCUUUUUAGCUUCACAAUUAAGGACUCUCCUGACUUCUUCAUCAAUGUGUUGGCCCUGGGAAGUGACCGUUACAUUAACACAAUGUUCAACAGUUACAAUAUCGGUGAUGUUGUCACUAUAGAAAAUCCAUUGGUGGCUAUCAAAGAUUUAGAGAAGGAGGAAAGAUUCUGUCCGACUACACCAAGUCCCUACAGGCUGAUACUGUCAGAGUUUUAUUCUCAAGUGCAUCUUUGUGUGGACAUGGUCACCAAAGACCGCUUGCUGCCACUGAUUCACAUCCCAGUUAAGGACUCCAAGGACUUCUACAAUCUGGGAGAUAUCCAGGCCUGCGGGAAUAAUCUGGACGGAUCGUUCAUAAACAUACUCGCUGCUGUGAAAGGAAUCGGCGAGAUGAAACUAUUUCAGAAAUCAGAUGGAUGCCCGGGACAGAGGAUGGAAGUGAAGCUUUUUGAUGAAUUGGUCUCAUCCUUCUCACUGGUUUGUUGGGACAGAGAAGCCAUUAAGCAAGUUCAGACUUCUGUGUGCAAAGGGGCCGUGAUCUUCAUAGCGGAUGCAAAGAUUACCUUUGACAGCUUCCGCAACGGAAUGACCGCAACAGUCAACUCCAAAACCAUUAUCACUGUCAAUCCUGACACGCAAGAGGCCGGCCUGCUCUACAGAUAUGCUGCGGAGAUGUUGAAAUCCGGAGCUCUGGAACAAGAUGACAUGCCACUGGAGUCAAUCACUGCCGUGUACACUGUUGCUCAACUGAAGGAAAAAAGCCAGGAGUCUCCAGAGCCAGUCUAUGGCAUCACAAUCAGUUUCAUCACCGGGUUCAAUCUGGAUUCUUCCUUUUCUAAAGUCAUCAAGACUCGCUGCACCAAUUGCAAGUUCCAGGUGACUGAGGGCAUGCAGUAUUGCAGCAACCAGUUGUGUCCGGGAAAGGGUCAAGUCUUCUCGUCCACAACUGGCUUUGACCUACUAAUGGACCUCAGCGACCGCACUGGGACUCUGCAGUGCAACCUAAGAAGCCCGGUGGCUGACGCCAUGUUGGGAUGCACUACUGAGCAGUUCACCCGUUUGACCGAGACCGAUCGGUCUGCGUUGAAGUGGAAGUUUCUCCUGGAGACGAGCAAAACAUAUGUGAAGAUGUUCCGCUCCACUCGCACAAAGAGUGGGUUCCGGGCAGUGGUCCUGUCAUGUUCACUGGUUGACACAGAUGAAGCGACGCAGCACACUUCAGCCCAGCUGAAUGAGGACUGAGGAACUCACCGAAGAUCCAAAGAGGACGUUCUAAUGUUCUUCUCCUCAAAGCAUGACACAGAAAUAUUGACAGUUUGUGUUUGGAUUGUUCUGUAUGUUCUUAAACUCUGUUUUAUACUAGUUACAAGUUUAAAAUGCUCAAAGCAUUACACAGAAACAUUGAUAGUUUGUGUUUGGAAUGUUCUGUAUGUUCUUCAACACUGUACUAGUUACAGGUUGAAAUGCUCUAAGCAUUACACAGUGUUAUAAUUCAAAUAAAGUCAAAUAAGCAAGUUUUCAAGACAUAUAGCUUCUCUAA
Messenger RNA from Syngnathus acus (greater pipefish), 1675 nucleotides. It is a transcript of the gene meiob, whose product is annotated as meiosis specific with OB-fold. The transcript is spliced from 13 exons. Gene Ontology annotation, molecular function: single-stranded DNA 3'-5' DNA exonuclease activity; single-stranded DNA binding. The coding region runs from base 1 to 1377 and encodes 458 amino acids. The record is from RefSeq and is a predicted model, not a curated record. NCBI's taxonomy places the organism in Eukaryota, Metazoa, Chordata, Actinopteri, Syngnathiformes, Syngnathidae. Gene Ontology annotation, biological process: resolution of meiotic recombination intermediates.